This is a messenger RNA of Tachyglossus aculeatus (Australian echidna), 635 nucleotides long. RefSeq names its product dipeptidyl peptidase 3-like. The coding region runs from base 4 to 507 and encodes 167 amino acids. The transcript has 3 exons. NCBI's taxonomy places the organism in Eukaryota, Metazoa, Chordata, Mammalia, Monotremata, Tachyglossidae. Gene Ontology annotation, cellular component: cytoplasm. The record is from RefSeq and is a predicted model, not a curated record. Gene Ontology annotation, molecular function: dipeptidyl-peptidase activity.
CACAUGCAGGCUCGAUUUGUGAUCCUGAGGGUCCUGCUGGAAGCCGGAGAGGGUCUCGUCAGCGUCGUCCCCACCACCGGCUCCGACGGGCGCCCGGAUGCCAGGGUCCGCCUGGAUCGCGGCAAGAUCCGCUCAGUGGGCAGGCCCGCCCUGGAACGCUUCCUGCGCCGACUCCAGGUGCUGAAGUCGACGGGGGACGUGGCCGGGGGGCGAGCACUGUACGAGGGCUACUCCGCCGUCACCGACGAGCCCCCCGAGCGCUUCCUCACCCUCAGGGACACCGUCCUGCUGCGCAAGGAGGCCCGCAAGCUCAUCGUGCAGCCCAGUACCCGCCACGACGGUUCAGUGGUCCAGCUGCUGGAGUACGAGCCCACCGCCGCCGGCCUCAUCCGCUCCUUCUCCGAGCGCUUCCCGGAAGACAGGCGGGAGUUAGAGGAGAUGCUCACCCGCCUGGCCCGAGCCGAUGCCCGCUCUUGGAAGGGCGGCCCAGGAGCCCGGGCCCAAUAAAGCCUGAACGCGACGCCGCGGCCCCUUCCCCGUUAAAGCGGCGCGGCCCGCCAAUCAUUUAUUAAGCAUUUACUAUGUGCAAAGCACUGUUCUAAGCGCUGGGGGGGGGAAACAAGGUGAUCAGUUUG